Entrophospora candida is the source of this 317-nucleotide messenger RNA. The record is from the annotation of a GenBank genome assembly. NCBI's taxonomy places the organism in Eukaryota, Fungi, Glomeromycota, Glomeromycetes, Entrophosporales, Entrophosporaceae.
AAAUUAUAGAAGAAAGCUUAAUGUGUUCAAAGCAUAUAAAAAACCUAUUGAAACAGAAUAUUAUAUUAUAAAAAGAUCUUAUGGUAUUGUUUCAUAUAAAAGAGAAAUAGAUGCAUUAAUUUCAUUGAAAGAUGCAAAGAAUAUUAUGCGAAUUGUAGAUUAUGAUUCAUAUAAGAUGGUUGUUAUUGGUGAAUAUGGACUAUAUGAUUUAGAAACUUUUUUCAAACAUCAGACAUGGACUCAAAGACAAGCAGAAAAGGUGCCAAUAAUAAAAGACAUUGUAGCUGCAUUGUCUGAAUAUCAACAUCAUAAUAUAG